AUGCCGAUGAUUUCCGAGACGCUGGAGUACGCCAACACUUUCCGCGAACAAUUCGGCGUCGAACCGAAUGACACAUGGAGCGAGAUCUCGGACAAUGUUCUCGUGCUCCAAGAGCAAGGUGUGACAAUAGAGUAUACCACGAUGAACGGAAGCGCGGCAGUGAAGCAGGCUGACGUUGUGCUUGUCACUUAUCCCUUGGUCUACGACAACUAUACCGCAGAAAAUGCUCUCACCGAUCUCGAUUAUUACGCGAACCGACAGUCUGCGGAUGGCCCGGCGAUGACCUGGGCCAUCUUCUCCAUCGUCGCGGGAGCUGUCUCUCCCUCUGGCUGCUCUGCAUUUACCUAUCAGCAGUAUUCGUACGCUCCGUACGCGAGGGCACCCUUCUUCCAACUCUCGGAGCAGAUGCUAGACAACGCGAGCAUCAACGGCGGGACUCAUCCGGCUUAUCCGUUCCUAACCGGCCAUGGCGGCGCCAACCAAGUCGUUCUGUUCGGCUACCUGGGCCUCCGAUUCCUUCCUGACGACGCCAUCCACAUCGAACCCAACCUUCCGCCACAGAUCCCUUAUGUGAAGUAUCGUACGUUCUACUGGCGCGGCUGGCCGAUCUCGGCUCAAUCGAACUAUACGCACACCGUGAUUCAGCGUGCUGCAAAUGCCCCGCCCUUGGAUACGGCUGAUCAACGUUUCGCGAACGCUUCCAUCCCUGUUUAUGUCGGUCUGGCCGGGAAUGCAACCCUGCACCGCCUGCCCACUCGUGGCCCCCUUACAGUCCCCAACCGACAGAUCGGAACAAUCAACACGAUUGAAGGAAACUUGGCGCAAUGCAGCCCAGUCUCGUCGCCUGAUGAGUUUGAGCGAGGCCAAUUCCCGAUCUCGGUUGUGGAUGGCGCCACCUCCACACGCUGGCAGCCGACAUCAUCCAACAGCAGCUCCGUGACAAUCAACCUGGGAGUAACGAUGGAUCGAGCGCAAACCAUCGCAUCGGGCUUCCAUUUCGAAUGGGCUCAGGCGCCGCCCACCAACGCGACGGUGAUUUUCCACGACGAGCCGUUGCUGGGCCAUGUUUCGGUGGCUUCCCCGGGGCCGAACGCACGGAUUGUGGCGGCCCUCACAAACAUCGAGCAGUCCCGGCCCUACGACGAGGAGUCGACCGAUUUGAAUGAAAUCAGGAUCCCAGUUGGAAACACGACGACAAUUCAGCUCGAUGAACAGGUCCCGGUUGCGCGGUACGCGACUCUUGUGAUCUCAGGAAACCAGGCGCUCAGGGAUGGGGAUGAAGAUGUGGGCGCGACCGUGGCGGAAUGGGUGAUCCUCGGACCAAACUCGGGACGCGCCCAACGGCGAAUCAAGCGAGUCGCAAUUCCAUAG
This is a messenger RNA of Aspergillus calidoustus, 1371 nucleotides long. The record is from the annotation of a GenBank genome assembly. Lineage: Eukaryota; Fungi; Ascomycota; Eurotiomycetes; Eurotiales; Aspergillaceae.